Anopheles funestus (African malaria mosquito) is the source of this 2945-nucleotide messenger RNA. RefSeq lists its product as uncharacterized. The record is from RefSeq and is a predicted model, not a curated record. The transcript has 2 exons. Bases 184 to 2301 code for a protein of 705 amino acids. Lineage: Eukaryota; Metazoa; Arthropoda; Insecta; Diptera; Culicidae.
UGCUAUGGAGACGCCGUUAAAAAGCGGUUAAAAACAAAAUUGAUUCGAAAUCGACAACAAACGUCUCGCAUGCGGCGGACGGAGUUAUUUAUUUUACAGAUAAUUGUUUUAGUUGUUAAGGAAGAAUAAUAAGUCCUUCGUUGGAGGAAAACAUCUGCGGACCCAGUGAAAGACGUUCCCACGAUGCCCCUUGCAGCUUCUGCUGGUUUCGAAAGUGCCUUCUUUGACCAACCAGCAGCAGUAAUGAUGGAAACACCGGGGAAAAAGCGUAAAAGAAACGCGGAAACGAAUCCGUUCCUGAACUUUACUGACCAAACGUUCAGCAUUCCUUCAUCCACUCCGAUCCAUAACCGACAGAUCGAUGGCAGUGCCUUCGAGAAUCCUUCGUUCCGUGUGUCGAAUAAGGAAAAUUACAACCUAUUUUCGGACUCCUGCAUGGAAGUGAAAUCAAUUGCCGACCUUGCCAGUGGUGGAGGAGCUAUGAAGCGUGCGAAGGGCAUGGCGUGCGAUGCUAACCCAUUUGAAGUGGUACGCAAACCACCGAAGAAAAAGAAGAAACAGAUGCAUCAGGGUGGUCAGGGCGGUUCGGUCUCGCUGGAGGAAAGUUGUUUUGAGAACCCCGGCUUGAAUCUGGCAGCGGCGGAUAAGCAACCGGUAAACCCAUUCGAGGUGCCGCGCGAUGGUGACGAAUGCAAGCGCCAGGAAGCGGAAGAACUGAGUCGCUGUUUUGUUAACAAUGCGUUAAACAUCCGUGGGGUGGAAAGUACCGAACGGUUCAAUCCGUUUGAAAUUGUACGUCCCAAAGAAGGAACAACCGGUGAAGCGUCAGUUCGUGGAUUGCCCGUACCGGAACUGGCAGGCAUUGAGAAUCCGGCACUUGAAAUGCCAACGUACGCUAUUGCGGUACCGUUUACUCCGUCUCUGAAGCAUCGUAUCAAUUUUCAAGAGCUGGCCCCGAACGCUUUGACACCGUGUCAAAUGUUGGCCAACAUGGUAGUUUGCAGUCCUGAGCCGACAGAGAUGGCAACAGGAUUGGCUUCUGGCAUUGCUGUUGAGUCGCAGAACACGCAAGCGACUGUUACACUGGGUAAAAGACGUUCCCUUUCCGUUAUCAACGAAGAAUCGGACAUUGGUGAAAAGUUGGACUGCUAUCAGCUGGAGCUGGAGAACAGCAUCAAUGAGGCAAAGGCAAGAAAGCAGCGGCCGGGCGGUGAAACCACACCGUUUACGUUCAGCGGAACAGGCCAUCGUCGUAGAUCGGUUAGACGCAGCUUGAUCGACAUGAAACACAUUAGCAAUCUUUCACAGCGGCUGCAUGAGCUUGAAGACGAAGAGAACGAUUUUACCAGGCUGGAGGACGAUGAAAAGGAUCGUCCGGACAGUGAGGAGGAGGACAAAGAGAACAAACAGCCCGUACUGUUUGCAGAGGAAACGAUCGUCAAAAAGGAUGGAAAUGAAACGGAAAAGGCUGAGAAGACGGCGAACCACAGUGAGGUCGGAACAAACGGAACACAACCGUACUGCAACCAAAUGACGUUCACCAUUACCAAAGAAACGACCGUACGGGAAGAGAUUCGCAUCGACGUUUCUAACCCGGACGUCCAGUUUGAGGAGGUGGAAGAUUUCGAAGAUGAAGAACAGGACGUGGAGUUGCUAAACAAUCCGGCACCGUUUCAGCGUGCGUACCGCAAGAAAGAACCGCUGGCGGAAAAACUUACCGAAGAAAUUGAUUCGGAUGAGUUCAAACGUCCACUGGCCACUGUGUCACAGGCGGCAGGAGACUCCCGCACAAACGCACCGGUAAAAUCACACAAAGUACGUGACGUAAUUCGUCGUAGCUUCCGUCGAUUGAUUCCUCGCAGUCAAACGGGCUCAAACGAACCGAAAGCGGACGUGGAAGAGAAGCAAACCCAUCACGGCACCGGAGAAGGGCAUGGAUUGAUAUCCAGCAUCCGACACAGCUUAAGACGCCGCCAAACGAAAGCUAAAUCUGGCGAGGAAGAAAGCAACGGGACAGAAUCGAAACAAAAUGCAGAGGAGGAACGACAAUCACCGCUGGAAAUGUCCAUCAUUGCUGAGCAACCGCGUGCGGUAUUCCGUCAACCGUCACUGGACCAGUACAAGCCGAUUGCUACCCACACUGGUGGAUCCGGUGGUGGUGCUACUGGUGCGACACUCCGAAACAGUCUACGUCGCUCGACGAAAGAGAUGCGGAAGCAGAUGAUGAAGUCGGUGUUUCGCAAACAGUCCGGAGAUUUGGACGGUGACCACCAUGGUCAGCAUGUAGGUGAUUUCAUUUGAAACGCUCUAAGACUGAGAGGAAGAAGCUUGUACUGCUGCAGGAAAACGUACCAAUUUAUCAUGAUCGCACUCUGCAUUGUUAGACCCAGCUAAAAUUUCAAUUAAAUAUCAGAUUAAUGUCACGUUUGGACAUUCCAAAGCAAACCGCCAAACCAAAGUUGAGAUCAAGGCGUGUUGGUUUAUCUCAAGGGAUUUCCAAUGAUAUUCAAACGAAUUUCCACUAACUGUUGGAAUGCGAUUUAUUCCUAUUUUUGUCACUCAUAAUAUUACCAUUCAAUUGCACCAAAACGUUUUUUUUUUACUUAAAUUAUUAUUAGUUAUAGUAGGGUAAGGGUUUUUUUUAUUUGCUCGUUUAAUGGCACAUUCUGAUUGUAAUCCGUGUUUUUUUUAUUACUCGAAACAAUGUUACUUAUAAAGCAUGUAAAAUACCGUUUCCUUUAUCUCGUAUUUUAUGGGUAAAAGAGUAGGAAGAAGCAUAUCACACUUUUGCUUAAAAUGGUUUCCUUUUUAUGUAGUGAUCGAUUCAUAUUUUCGACACUUCUUAAAUCAUUCAGCUAUGGUUCGCUUUGUAUGCAAAUUGGUUCAUUCCGUUAUUCAUCGUCAGCCGAGUUUUGCAUUCUUUCGGCGGAGAUCGUUGAGUGAGG